This is a messenger RNA of Penicillium malachiteum, 852 nucleotides long. Its product is annotated as SGNH/GDSL hydrolase family protein. The transcript has a single exon. Lineage: Eukaryota; Fungi; Ascomycota; Eurotiomycetes; Eurotiales; Aspergillaceae. Gene Ontology annotation, molecular function: hydrolase activity, acting on ester bonds. The coding region runs from base 1 to 852 and encodes 283 amino acids. The record is from RefSeq and is a predicted model, not a curated record.
AUGAGCUCCAGUCCCAGUAAACUCCGGGUCGUCAGUCUGGGGAGCUCCUUCGCUGCAGGACCCGGUAUCAACCCGCAGGUCGCGCCCCUAUCCGCAAAGCGCUCCGGACAAAACUACCCACAUCUCCUGGCAAAAGAGCUAGACGCCGAGCUCACCGAUCUCUCUGUUUCUGGCGCAACGCUGCUGAAUAUCACCACCACGCCUCAAAAUGCCAUAUUUUCCAAGGACGUGUUUGAGCCUCAAAUCCUCUCAGUACCCACCGAUGCAGAUAUCAUAACCCUUACCGCUGGUGGCAAUGAUAUCGGGUAUAUUGGGGACAUGAUGUUUGAUGCUGGGAAGGCCACUACUGUAGGAAUGGUGGCUAAUUGUAUCAUACAAGCUGCCAAGCCAAUUAUGUCCAUCUUUUGUCGGCCGGCAGAGAAGUCGACUCCUCUCACACCUGAAGGAUUAUCUCAACGAUUAGGCGAGACACUCGAUGCGAUACACGAAAGAGCCCCAAACGCACACAUUUAUCUAGUGGAAUACCUCGCUAUCCUGGGACCCAUUACGAAACCUGCUAUUGACAUCCCGUUUAACCAAGAGAGAAUCGAUCACCACAGCCAAGUAGCGUCAGCCUUACAGAAUGCGUUUGCUACAGCCGCAGACACGAGGUCAGAGUGGUGUGAAAGGGUACCGAUCCACGAGCUUAGCUCAGAUCAUGUUCUUGGUAGCAAGGAGCCCUGGGUUGGAGGCUUUGCGUUGUCGUCACUCUUCCGAGGCGGGAUUGUUCUUCACCCGAACCUUGACGGUAUGAAAGCGAUUGCGAAAAUUUUGCUCCUGAAGAUCCGGCAGGAGUUUCCCAAAAAGGCUUAA